Molecule: messenger RNA, 943 nt
Organism: Labrus bergylta (ballan wrasse)
Lineage: Eukaryota; Metazoa; Chordata; Actinopteri; Labriformes; Labridae
Source: RefSeq, a predicted model, not a curated record
AGAGUUGGAUGUCGUGGGCGGGAUGAGGUAUGAUCCUUGAAGCUCACGAGCUUCACGCAGUCAGGCAGGAGAUCGAAAUGGCGGCACCAGCAGAGAGGAUGGAGGUUUCUCAGGGGGAGAGCUCAGCCAAGCCUUCAGCCGAGGACAUGACAUCAAAGGAUUACUACUUUGACUCCUACGCCCACUUUGGCAUCCACGAGGAGAUGCUGAAGGAUGAAGUCCGUACCCUGACGUACCGUAACUCCAUGUUUCACAACAAACACCUGUUCAAAGAUAAGGUGGUGCUGGAUGUAGGCAGCGGGACGGGAAUCCUCUGCAUGUUUGCAGCUAAAGCCGGAGCCAAGAAGGUUAUAGGGAUCGAGUGCAGCAGCAUCUCAGACUACGCUGUGAAGAUCGUGAAGGCCAACAAGAUGGAUGAUGUUGUGACCAUCAUCAAGGGGAAGGUGGAGGAGGUGACUCUGCCUGUGGAGGGAGUAGACAUCAUCAUAUCGGAGUGGAUGGGUUACUGCCUCUUCUACGAGUCCAUGCUCAACACGGUCAUCUACGCCAGGGACAAGUGGCUGAAACCAGACGGACUCAUCUUCCCCGACAGGGCGACUCUUUACGUCACCGCCAUUGAAGACCGGCAGUACAAGGACUACAAAAUCCACUGGUGGAGAACUGUACGAUUCGACAUGUCGUGCAUUAAGGAGGUGGCGAUAAAGGAGCCCCUGGUGGAUGUAGUCGACCCUAAACAGCUGGUCAGCAGCGCGUGUCUCAUCAAGGAGGUGGACAUCUACACGGUGAAGGCGGACGACCUCACCUUCACCUCGCCGUUCUGCCUGCAGGUGAAGAGGAACGACUACAUCCACGCUCUGGUCACUUACUUCAACAUCGAGUUCACUCGCUGCCACAAGAGGACCGGAUUCUCUACCAGUAAGUGAACACACCACACACCUGUUGU